Linum trigynum is the source of this 13294-nucleotide messenger RNA. Lineage: Eukaryota; Viridiplantae; Streptophyta; Magnoliopsida; Malpighiales; Linaceae. The record is from the annotation of a GenBank genome assembly.
UAUGCCGCAAUUUCAACCAGUGUGCUCAAUUUUCUUUUUUUCCCAUAAUCCAAAUCCUACUAAUUAAUUAAAAUCGGGUGAAUUGGAUGAGCACCACAGUUCCAAAAAAAAAAAAAACUACUAAUUAAACAAGUAUGUAAUUGUAAGUUUGUAACUACUAUCCGUAUGAUGACUAACAAAAUUCCAAGAUGCAGAAUUUGGGAAAUCAUGUAUUUUGUUCCUUACUAAAAUGUGAAGAAUAUAUAAUUGACCUCACAACAGAUGUGACGUCGUAUGUAUUUUGUUUCAGUUUCUUAGUAAGAUUUUGGGUGCGUCACAUGAUCCUUUUGGAGUUUCAUGGUGUAGCUUGUAAUUAUCCUACCUACUCGUCAAUGUAGUCAAAAUCAUAUUUCCAUGUAGAAGCGUUUUUGUGACCAAAUCCAAUCGCCAGUUGUCAUUGAUGAUCAAUUCAUCAUUGUAUCAGCCAAGCCAUCAAAUGCCAGCAGCAUGCAGAGUUUCGUAAACAACAAGUCAAUUGAGAAUACUGACUGCAUGCGUUUUGUCAGGGGAAACCCACUAUUGAGUAUUUUUUGGUAGGGGUGAAACUGGGACCAAAUCCAAAUUAUCCAACCAUGACCUAAUAAACUACUCUAAAACAUCCGGUUCGCAGGGGGUCAAACUACAAAUCUGGUCCGGUUCGAUCUUAUUUCUCCUCGACUCUAACUGGCUCGCUUAGGUCGCGGGCUGGGUCGAGUUUGUGGGUCGCGCCUAAGUCAACAAACUGAUAUAUGGACAAUUAUAUUUUGGUAUCCAAAUUUAUUUAUUUUUUCAUACAAUUCAGUACCUAAACUUUGAUUCCUACGAAUAGGUCCGGAAAUGUUGUUGGCAGAAUUACAAUUUAGUGCCUUAAUGUAUUUUUUUUUAUUUCAUUAUAGAACCAAACUUUUGGAAACUCAACAAACAGGUCCAAUAUUUUUGGUAUGAGGAAAUUCUGAAAUUACUAGCUGUUAUGGGUCGUAGGACCAAAAGUAGUCACCCUACUCUAAGUUAAUUAACACGACUCUAACCCACCCCUUAUCGGAGCAAAAAAGACAAUCGAACCCUAAACUAACCCUAUAAACAAACUGUCGAUCGGCCUGAACCACGUUAAUGGAUUAUGGGUAUCUAGGACCAGGCUUACACAAACCUGGCCACAGGAAAAUGUUUAGGUACCAAAUUAGACAACAUUAAGAAUCUUAAAAUCAGGAGUAUUUAUUGAAUUGGCACCAGCCAGUAGGGGUGUCAGUUCGGGUCGGGUUCGGUUACCCGAAUCGAAACCUGAAAGAAUCGAAAACCGAAAACUGAAAAUUACUGAAACCGAACCCGAACCCGAUAAGGACUUGCGGUUCCGGGUACCCGAAACCCGAAAAUUCCUUAUCGGGUUCGGGUUUGGUUAAAGCAAAACCGAAACCCAAAAACUCAAAUGCCUGAGAAUACGGGCUGAGUUCUAUUCAUUGGAGGUUUUUAGCCGAAACCCGAAAAACCAAUAAGAAAAACCGAACCCGAAACGAAUCCAACCCAAAAAAACCGAAAAUAUAUAUAAUCGGGUCAAUUUCGGGUAAACCCGAAAUACCGAACCCGAAUGGACAACCCUACCAGCCAGUUUAUAUGUCCCCACGUUAGCAACCCCUCCAUGCCAUGUGAUGACAAGAGGAAGAACCGAAGAAGAAUAGGUAAAAAGGCAAAUGGAAAUGGAGAAAGUGGGAGAGAAGAAAGGGAAAUAAGGAAUUCACAGACCGACCAAAAGAUUAUUAUUUUGGCUGUUCAGUUGGGGCUCCCAAACCCAAGAAAACUAACCCCACCGGCCGGCCGGCCACCACCACCAUCCACCUUUGCCGUAUUAUCAAUAUUCCCCACACACGCUUCAGACACUUCUUCCACACUCAGCUCAGGACUCAGCUCAGGAGGACCAUAUGUGUCAAAAUAGCAAGAUUCCAAAUAUGCUAACACAUGGGAGAUGAGAUUUACCUAGUUUUUUAAGCGAUAAUUGUCGAAACUAGUUCACAGCAUAAUAAUAUAAUGUAUUCUUUUUUUUUCUUCUUCUUCCUUCUGAAUCCCUGAAUUUGAAGACGAUGAAACGGAUAUCAAUUUGUUUGCAAGAAACCGAUGUCUAGCAAAAGCUACAACUUUCGCGAGCAAGUCUGUCUGCCAUUUGUUCUUCUGAGGUAACGUACGAGAACUCCAUCAAUCCUUCAGCUACCAGUUGGCUGAUUACAUGGAUGUGGAUUUCUAUAUGUAGAGGUUCGAUCGUGGAGUAUUGGAUUUGUUGUUCAUUCGAAUCGUGCUUGUAUGGCUAGCAUACAUGCGAAUAGAAAGCCUUCAAUAAUCACGCCAAAUUCAGCCAAAAAAACAUUGGGGUCGGACUUAUAACUCAGAUGACACCUAACUGGUCGAAUGAUACCUUGCCUUUACUGAUGAUUUAUAUACACGAUCUUGCUGCUUACACCGUCCGAGAAAUAAAUGAUCUUCCCACCUUUGCCCAUCAUCUGGAGUUCCAAACAUAGAUCAUCGCGUGUCUAAAUAGGUUGUAAGUUAGUUAAAACAGUCUUGUCGUUUUUAUACGUGAUCUCAUUUUUGGAAUUAAUGCGAAUGAUAAUUAUUGUAAAUCUUUUAUCGUGUUAAUUCAAUAAUUAAUAAAAAAGACGAUUCAACGAUAUUAGUGAUAUGCUCACUUUCCACACCCGCAACAAUGACUUUCAUGGUCUCCUCUCCAUAGACCAUAUAUAUACCAUUUCUUAAUUAGGAUAUUAUUUAUGAUAAUCAACGGAAUAGGUUAAUUGAGGCCAAUUAGACUGGUUUGUAUUUCAAUGGAGUCGUUUGCAAUUAACUAAUUAUAUAUAAUGUUGGUCAACUUAGUUAAUUAUGAUUUACACUUCAGAUGGCUAGGUAAAUACUUAAAUUAUAACUUGAAAUAUUGGGUCUCGCGUUAUAAGUCUUUGCACCGACGAGACGCUCUAGUGUAUACAACAACACAAUGACCUAAUGUGCAUGAGACUAGCUAGAGACGUAUAGUUUAGUACGUAGACGAGACCAAAUUCCUUUUUAUCUAUUAUUAGAGUGGUAAAAAUAUGAAUUUAUCUUCAAGAUUUGAUUUUCGAAAUCUCACAAUUUAAUUUUAGUUUUCCAAAUCUAUCUCUAAUCGUCUUAAAAUGGAACCAACAACUAUUCUUCCCUAUAUUUUUUGCUCUUUCUUCUUCAAGACGAUAUGCACAUAUACGUGUUAAUAUCGUUCAUUUAUUUCUUAGGAAAGGGACACAUAAAGGCAUUAUUGUUAAUUGCCUUAAGUAAUUGCUUUCUUGUUUCUUCUCAAUGAAGAAACAGCAUCAGCAAAACCAAAACAACAUGAGAACAGAAUGAAACUAAAAUUUAUGUUAAUCAUGAUUCACACCGGCUCAGAUCUUGAAGUUGAAGGUUUGAGUAGGUAAUAAUUAUUAUCAUUGUCUACUAAUUAUUUGAUAAGUGACUCACCCACCUCAUUAAUAAAUAAAUAAAUAAAAUUUCAUGAAGGACCUAAAGGCGAAAAGAUAUAUACACUUUGAGGAGGAAAUUGGGUUUGGGCAUUAUUAACCUCCCACUUAAUACAGUUUUGUUGUUGUGGUUGUGGUUGUAAUAGAGUUUCGAUAGUAGAGAUACAACCACAAUAUAAUAAAAAUAGAAAAUAGAAACUUAUUUAGUUUUAGUUGGUAAUUGUUAGAAAUCAUGAAAGUUUAAAAACCACAACAUUAAUGCGUUUAUUUACUUUUUUAGGCCCCAUUCAACAUGAUUGUUGAGAUUAAGAUAAAAUGUAGAAAAAUAAUGUGACAUCACUGACAUGAAUGUCAAGUUAUGAGAAAAUUGAAGAAGAAGGAGAUAUCAAAAUAAUAUUUACAAUAAGGUUUCGAAGAUGAGUAAUGCAAAAAUGGAAAGACAAAAUACAUGUAGAAAGUGAAUUCAGUGAGCCAACAACGAAGCCACUAAAAGUGGUUUUAAUGAUUUCGAUUAAUUUCUGAUGUGUUGCCACAACAACGUAUGAAAACAAAACUAAACAUGUUUUUUCGUCUUUAUUUUCACCUACGAAUACAGGAGACAAAAACUGCAAAUAAUACUAAACAAUGUUUAAGGUUAUGGGUACAGUAACAAUCUGUUGAAUGAUCAAAACACCAAUUCACUAUAGCGAAUAAUGACUUGAUCUAGUAUUACUAAAGUCAAUUUUCAACGUCUAGAUCAUAGAGUAAGAUUCUCGUCCUCCUCGUCCACAAAAACCCACCUUCAGGUAGCAUGUCAAACACAUCCGUGAACCACAUAGAUUGGAAACCUAAGUAAAACUAAAACCAACUUACAAAUCAUUUCAAUUCGUUUUGUUUCCUUCAACCCAAUAAUGUGUGAUGAAUAUGGGACAUGGAGAAUUACCACAAUUGAUGGUUCAUGGAAAUGGAAGCAAAGACAGGCUUUCCAUGGAUCCAAUCAGAACUCGACAUGGUACAACUGACAAAUAGAAUUGCAUUUGCUUCCCUUCAAGUAGAAACCAACCGGAUCCCAAAUCAUUCAUAUCCAAAAAGAAAGAAAAAAUAAACCAUCCAAAUCAGUCCAUUAGCUGGUUUUGAGUAGCACAAAAGGAACUUCCAUCUUGAAAAGUAAACGUACGUGUAUUGAUUUUGGGGUUUUUUCAUUUUCUCAUGCAUCCCCUUCUUUUGCUUCUUCCUUUGCCUACUUCCCUUUUUCUUAACACUGGCUUUCUGCUUUAUUCAUAAAAUUACAAAUUCAGUUUGUAGUAUAAACAAAUUUCUACUUUACAUUAUGUUAUAAGUUCAAUUGUAUCAUAACAUAAAAAUAUAGAUUCAGUUUGUAUUUUAAAUAUAUUUGUACUUUUAUGUUGUACAAAUUCAAUUUGUACCUUAACAUAAAAUACAAACUGAAUUUAUACCAUACUGAUAAAAAGUAUAAGUUCAUUUUCUACUCUAAAGAAAAUUAUUUUAAACCAAAACAGCAAUAUUAUAAAUCGUCUAAAGUCUUAGGAAUGUUAUCCAUGGAUAUGCUCAAUGAACAAAAUUAAUUAUCAGCUCAUCAAGAAUAUGUCUCAUUCAGGGCCACGCAUUGCAUGCCUCAAGUGUCAAGCAUAUAUAAUGCAAUCUUGUAAAUGGUAUACUUCCUAUCUUUCGGUCGGAUCGGUAAUACUGGGUACUGUAACCAAAUCGAUUGGCAAUUUCAGCGGUGAGAAACAAUUGAAUCAUGAUAUUAGUACAAAGUAAUCUAACACUUAAUUUUCCGAUAUAACCUUCAAUACGGUUUCACGAUCCUUACUGCUAAGUGAAACCUUAACGUAAGUUAUGGAUACACGAUUGGAAUAUAUUUUUCUAAAAGAACAGUAAAGGAAAUUUCGAAGUUAGAUUAGAUCACGGCGAAUCAAAUUAAUUUCAACUGGGCUGUAAGCGAACUAACCACUUGGCCCCAAUAAUUCGAGUUGUUGGGAAAAGGGAAUAGUUAAGCCUUUUAAUCUCUUACACGCCCCCCGCAAACGAAAGCCUGCCUUUUUUGGGGGGUUUUCUUAUAUACGGUUUGCACAGGUUGAACGUAUCAUUCUAGGGAUGGCAAUGGGUCGGGCGGGGACGGAUAGUGCAUAUCCGUUACCCUACCCAAAGUAGUUCGGAUUUUACUCAUACCCAUACCCACAUAUGAAACGGGUAGAAAAUUAAAUCCAUGCCCAUACCCGUUCGGGUUUCGGGUAUCCACGGUUAUCCAUGGGUAAUGAUUUCUUUUCAUAACUCCAACUAAUAUAUUAACAUUCACACGUAUUCUCACAUUACGCAAGAGGAAAAGUAUGACAAUAAUUCACUAGAAUGAAGAAAAUUAAUUAAAACAACACAAUUUCAUGAAAAUAUUAUAUUUAUAUGGUAAAUAAAAAAUAUGUUAGAGAAAAAUAAUGACUAUUUAUAGACAAAAUACAUAUGUAUGUGUAUAAUCGGGCGGGUUCAGGUUGGAUACGUACUGAGAAACCCAUGCCCACCCAUUACCCGCAAUAUUCGGGUUCGGGUUUUACCCGUACCCACUAAAUGUCCUUCGCGUUCGGGUUUUACCCUACCCGAUUAGGCCGGGUUCGGGCGGAUAUCCACGGUUAUGGAUAAAUUGGGUGUCGUUAGGAGGAUUCAAAACCAUGACCUUUCGGUUAUACUCUGAUACCAUUUAACGAACUAACCAUUUGGCCCCAAUAACUCGAGUUGUUGAGGAAAAGAAGGGCAACAAACAGCUAGCUGGCUAGUCCAUUACAAUUUACACAGAUUUUUCCCCCCUCUGUAUUGAAAAGUAGAUUCUUGAAGAAACGAGAUAUUAAGGCCAAGAACAGCGACAGUCAUGACUUUGGAUCGCAAGUGCAAAAGGAGAAAAAGGGGAAGUGUCGGUGGCUACUGGCUAGCCACAAGUAUGCAACUUGACGACCAAAAGUUGGGAGUAAGACUGGUACGACAGUUUUUUUUACUCGACAAUAAUGCCAAUUCAUUAUGUAUAUGAAAUGUGAGUUCAUUUCUUAUUUAGUAUACAGUCGAAGUGACACCACAAGUAGACCGACAAAAUCUCCAAGCUAAGUCUUCGAUCUCCAUACUUCCAGUGCCCAUUGUUAGGGACAGAAAAAAGAGACAAGAUUUGAGGGUGAUCGCGAGUCGCUCUUCUUAGUGUGUUUAUUUGUCCGCACGGCAUACAAUCGUUAGGAGAAAUUACGAAGCAGCGACUUAUUGAUUUAUAUAUGUUUUUGAUUUCAAGGAAAGUGGAGGAAGAUGAAUUGUUGGAGACUUUUGACGGCAAUAAGGUUUAUACAUGAAAAGUGAUUAUCCCAAAAAAUCAUUUUGUUAAUAUUACUGGCCAAAAAAGAUAAAACUCGACUUGACCCGACUCAGCUAUUUUUUUAAAAAAAUCAUUAGAUUAACUAAAUACCAAUAUCUGAUGAUGGUGAAUGUGAAUGUGAAUGUGAAUGUGUAGUUAUCAUGCUAAUUACCAUGGAUGGUAAGGAAAAUUUGAAGGACGCCAAACUCAGCAAUCGUUACUUCUUCUAAGUUUAUCAAUUUUAAUGUGUUAAGCAUUUUCCCAUUAUGUUAUUUGAACUUGCUACCGUCGAAAUAGAAGAUAAUGAGUUUGUUGACGUUAAAAUAUCCAUUGUAGUUGGGAGUUCAUAAUCCAUUUCAGAAGUCAAAAGUUUUCGCUUCCACGAAACCAAUUGAGAUUUAUGUGAGUUUGUUUUUACUAUUCAUUCGAAAUAAAUGAAUGUUUUAGAUGAGUGGUACGUACAAUUUGAAGUUGUAUUAUAAUAUUAAUAAUACAAAUUGAAAUUGUAUCAUAAGGAAAUUAAUCUCCAAGUAAAGCCAUUAGGUUGAGGGAUUUUUCGUGAUUUUUUUACUCGCGGUAAUAAAAUUGGUUGAUAUCAUCUAAGAAAAUGUUUAGUUAUUCCUUGUAAAAAAAAAUGUUUUGUUAUUACUAAAUCAUGUGAAUCUGUUGUCUUAUUGCUUUGUUUUUUAAUUAUUUUUUUUAUAUGGUACAUAUUUUUCAAAGAGAAAACGAAAUACCAACAUCGACAAUUAUGAAUUAGUUGCCAUAAUAAUAUAUGUAAUCUAUUAGUUGUAUAGUUAGUUAGAGUUGAACUUGGACACGUUGAGAAAUUAUUUAAUUAAGUGGAGCGAAUCAAAGCAAGACUCAAGUUGGUAGUCCAUACAUCGCGAUCGAUCUCUCUCCCACAACAGCGACAGCGUACCAAGCAAUCUGAACAAGUAUAUAUGUACACAUAAAUAUCAAGAGGAGAUUAAAAGAAAAAGGAUCCUAUCGUAAUGGUACAAAUAAUUAAUGAAGGAAUAUCGUAGAAAAUAUUGUAUUUUUAAGCAUCGUUACAAGAACCGAAUCGAAUUCCCGGCUACACCAGUAAAAUUAUCGAACCAGUUACAACAGUGAUUCCUUCGUCUGCUUGGACGGUUAGAGACGAAUCUAAUGGUUUUUUAAUGGUUCGACAUGAAGCCAGAUGAACUACCCUGAUUUCACCGGUCCACUGCUUCGUUAUUUUGACCACGCAAAUAUUGAGAAAUAAAAUCUAAGCGUACGUAAACUAAGACCAUCCAACCUGAAUUGAUGAUAUCGUUUAUGCUUCCUUUUUAUUUUUUUCCCUGUCUCCUUGUUGGGUUUAUAUAUGGUCCACUACGAUUUUUUUUACCGUAAUUACUAAUCUUGAAUUUAUUUAUAAUUUCUUUUUGUGAGAUGGAUUGAAUGAUUGGUUAGAACUUUUGACGAUAAAUGGUAUGGAUAAUGAAUUCGAAAUUGUUUAUGAUCAGUGAUACAUUUAUUUCUAAUAAAAUAGUGUAUUAAUAUGUUAUUUUAUUUUAUUUUAUAAAGCACAUGAGCAGUUAACCAAUAGUACUAUAACAAUUAAUCAAUGAACCAUAAACUACUUAAUUUUCCGGUUCAAUAUCUAGCUAAUCUGGUUAUGAAAACAUAUGCUUUUAGGUAUUAAAAAAAACAUUUCAUAGUAAAUGAAUAUUAUAUGACAGCUUAACAGUUUUGGAAGAAAAGGGCAUCUUGCUCCACUUUUUUUCCCCCACUUGCAAUGAGUCUGUUCUCUUGACAAAUUGUCAUGUGGUGGAUUCUCCUCCACUGGCUACAACCUCCUUCCUCGUGAAAGAUUAAAAGGGAGAGUUGGAAUGUUGAAGUGUAAAGACCACGAUUGUUAGAUAUGAAGGUUAUUUCACUAAAAAAAAAAUGAAGCUUAUUGUAGGAGCAUUCCUUACAAUAACUCGAGUUGUUGGAAGAAGUUCAUGUAGAGUACUUAACCACUUAUUUAUGAGUUUCCUCAAACAAAAACCGACUCAUGGACUUGAAGUUUUCAUGGACCUUCUCGUACCAUAUGGUUCAAGACAACUGUUAAUAAUGGGAGUCGUGAGGACUUGAACACGCCACCUUAAUGACAACUCAGUUCUGAUACCAUGUCAUAAACCAACUGAUCCCAAUAACUCAAGUUGUUGGGAGAUGUUCAUGUAUUAUACUUAACCACUUCUUUACAAGGAAAACCCCAACUAUGUACUAUGACUUCUACGAAAAUACUAUAGAAUAGUAGGAUUGGUCUCGGUGGUAAGAGAGUGGUGUGUGAUCCAUAAUUAACUUUCUCUCAACAAUUCGAAUUAUUGGAACGAACUAGUUUAGACAUAUAGUACCUGAAGAGUUUGUUUGGCAAUUGUGAUUGAUCGUAUGUUCGUAUCUUUCUCGGCCUCCAAUAUCAUAUAGUUGAUUAAAGUUACAAGAUAUGAUGUCCCUGUGCAAACUUAAAUCUCGUGAUUUGACUUUCGUUUUGAGGGUGCGUGUAAGAUAGCGGCAUGUCACUAAAUUGGCCACAACGCUUUCAGUUUCAUAGUCUUGGAGAUCGAUAGUGGGAGAGAUUAUUGAUCAACGCCGACACUAAUUUGGGGCCUCCUUGCAAAUGCAGUCGACGUUGCUCGUUUUAAUGUGUGUGGACAACAAGUGUUCUAAUAAGUGAUGACACCCAAAUGUAUUAAUUUUUAAUUGAGUUGUUUCUAUGUCUAAUCAUGUCCUCUGUUAGUGUAUCAUUUUCUUUAGGAGCAUGCUGAAAAAUUGUUAAGUGACUAACAUCUCUCUACUUGUAUGUAUACUAUAUUUAAUUCAACUAACAAAUAUAAUUUGAUGUAAUCUCGCAACCGCUUCCAAUGGAUUAACAAUUUACAAUUGGUAUACAAAAUAGUAUGGACGGUUAAGAAUCCGAAAUUGUACCGUAUCGAUGGUCUGGCUCGAAAAAUCUGUUAUCGUAGCCCAAAUCGGUAUAGAAAUUUUACCGGUAUGAAAUAGUUGAAUCGACUGAAAAAACCUUAUAUUUAAUUCAACUAACAAAUAAGUGAUGUCGCCUCACAACCAGCCGAUGAGGCUGUGAAAACUGAAAAUGAAACGCGAACCUAUCAUUAAAUAUGAAUAACCAAAAACAAAAAACAGGUAAAUUCUCAAAAACCAAAACCAAAUUUGUUAAGGGUCUAAUCAUUUUUUGGUUAAUUAAUAACCGAUAAGAUCCUUAACGAUUUCGUUUUGGUUUAGAUAAAACCAAAAGACUAAAAACCAAACCCAUAAUUUGGUAAGUAUAAAAAUAGAGUCAGAAAAGACAACAAAAAUAUAUGAAGAUAUGAAAAAAUUAUCUUACGCAUAAGUUGGUAACGACGCAUGUUGUUGAUGAAUAUUGACUUAAUCAGGUGCGGGUAAGAAUGAUGAGACUGAUUAAGGUGAUUUCCACGGCUAGUUGGAGGGUUCUAAUCUUCAAUCCCACCAACCAUUGGUAAAUAUGCUCGAUGCAGAUCUUAGUUAGGUGGUGGUUAAUUUAUUAAGGGCCGAGUAUCCUGUAAUUUACCGGUUGGACGAUACUUGUCAAUACAGUUCAUUUGCAAUUUAAUAUAUGAGUUUUGUUAUCACAUCAAAAAUUUCAGAAAUCACACCCAUUUUGAUUUCAUGUAACCUAAAAUUAGUAUCGUUCACUUGUAGUUUCAAAGUCCCAGUUAACAUUUUUAAUACAAUUAUGCUGAAAAACUAGUUCUUACCCCACCGUUGGUUAAAUUCAAACAAAACUCAGAUAGUUUUGCACCAAGGUUGUAAUUAGAAACUAUAAACAAUCACCUCACUACAUUUGUGUUCGAACUUAAUGAUCUAACAAUAUUUAUAUAUAAAAAAAACAUAAUAGUUAAGAUAGUAUAAAUUAUCAAAUGCUAAUGCAUGGACAACUCAUUUCUAGGUGCUAUAAAUGGAUAUCGAGUUAUUUUUUGGGAUUGAAAUUGACUAUUGAAUGUUAUUUGGAACUGUGAAGGAUCAUUAUACAAUGAAAUACCAAGAAAUACGGAAAAAAUUAUUGUAAAUUAAAUAUAGCUCAUAACCUCUAGUCCUUCAUCAAUCUUUGACAACUCUCAAGACUCCAUCUAACCCAAGCUUGGCUUUUAAUUUUUCCUAGAUCACUAUCAUAACUCAUUCAAUCUAUUGUUAUUCUCGGAACACCAAAAAAACAUACACUCUUUUUAGUAAUUUCUCUGCCUCUAAUCCAUCAAAUCAAAGAUUACCAAGGAUAAAAAAGUUAUAUAUCGCCAUCUCCUCCCUUCUCUUUGUCUCUACCUUAGCCCUAGGAAAAAUCAAGACUAUUUGCCUAAACUUUUAGACUCGAAUGGAAACAUGUGAUGAAUCCAUUAUUCAAUGUGGAUUUUGAUUAGUGUUUAUUAUACUUUUUUCACAUAAACUUCUCAUCACUAAGAUUUUUAAUCCUGAAAUUAAACCUACAAGUAUCUACACCAUAUAAAAAUGUUUGGGAUUAGUAGUGUUUGAACCAUUAUUUAUUUAUUAAUAUAUUUAAUUAUUAAUUGUGAAGAUAAUCAAUUUUAUAUUUGACAACAUCAAUACUUUAUCAAAAUAUUUUGGGAUUGAGAAUAGCAUAAGGUUACUAUAAUGACCAAAAUCUCAAAUAUUUGAAGUAGUUCAAUAGAGUUUUGCUUAAAUAAAGUAAAACGUACAUUAACUUGUUUUGAAAAUUGAAUUUUCUGAGACAGUCAUGAUUUCAUAAAAAAAAGAAAAAACAAUUCAAAUGUGUAAAAAGGAAAUGUUGCAUCUAGUGUCUAAAUCCAAUACCUAGGAGAUUUGUCCAACUUUAGUAUUUUGGAGGUUUCAAAAUGCAUAUCAAAUAUGUGGGUCAACGGAUGAAAAAAAAAAUGUGCCAAUUUUUUUAGCGCUUCAAAUAAAACUUUUGAUAGCAUCACUGUAUGUGAGUGUCACUUCUAAAUGUCAGGGAUCAUUUGGAACUUUUGAAUUCGAAAAUGAUAUCGCAUAAAAAAAUGUGUACUAAGAUUAUGUGUAUACUAAGAAUAUGUGGGUUGUAAAAAUUUAAAACUAUGCUUGAAUUGUUCAUUAAAUUAACUAUGAAUACUUUGAUCCGACAAAGAAUACGAGAUUCAAUAUACAUCUAUGAAUACUUCAUGUAUUCUCGGUACAAGUACUAUAUACUUAAAUCAAGUAAAAAAUGUUGUAUUAUGUAGGAUACAAUAUAUACUCAAAAAGUCAAAAUACCAUAUUUGGAAUUGGAAGUUCUAGAUACCCUUAGUGCAAGUGUGUAAGGAUUCGGGUUUAGAGUUGUUACGAGGGCAAUCCAAGUACCACAUCUGUAAUACAAGGGAAGGGACCCUUGUGUAUUAGUGUUCACCUAGCCCAAUUAGUACGAGGCCUUUUGGGGAGGAUACCCAAGAGUAAAAACCGUGCUGGCUUGACCCAAAACGGACAACAUCGUACUAAUUGAGCUGAAACACGAGGAUGUUGAAUAUCCCCUCUUUUGAACAGUAGAUUUGCGUAGUGAAAAGGACUGAAGUGAAAAAGGAAGGUCCUCAUUGGGAGGGCACACACAAAGGCACGGGAAGUGGGGGAGUUGGAGAUGCCUUUUGGAAAGUGGCCAUGUUUGUUUGUUGUUGAAAGACUAAAGAAAGACACCAAACCAAUCUUCAGCCACUUAAAAUACCAGUUGCCAAACAACAGUGAAACUCAAGACAAACAAACCCACAAAGAGGAGCCAUUAGCCAUACUUCCAAAGCAAAGCUCUUUCUCUCUUAUGGGAUGGUGACCCUUUUUUUGCCACCCUUCUUCUUUCAUCUUUGUUUCUUUGGCUUUUUUGCUUUAGGGUCACACCCACCCACCCCACAGAGAGAGUAAAAGCCCUCUGAUGGGGUUAUAUGUUUCUGGGUCACUCCUUCAACACAAGAAAAGAAUCAUUCAUUUCAUCCCUCCCCCCUCAUCUCAUGUAUUCGACCAAUUUACAUCUAUGGUCACUGAAUUUUGGGGUCGCUAGGACAUUGAUCACCAAAUUUCUGUCAUAAAUAAAAUAAGUGCUUUCUUCUUACACGCCUCGUCAAGCGAAAGUCAGUUCAUGGGUUUGAAGUUUGCACGGGUCCGUCAUACAAUGUGUUUCAAGACAAUGGUUGAUAUUAGGGGUCGUGGAAAUUUGGGCAUGUGAUUCUCAAGGGGGGAAAUACAGCUCUGAUAUCAGGACAUAAACCAAUUUGUCACAAUAACUCGAGUUAUUGAGAGAAGUCCAUCCAUGUAUGAAUUCAAAAACCUGGACUACGCAUUCUAAUCUCAUACUUGAUCACCGCCAAAUUCAUUAGAGGAUCCAAUGUUUAAACCAUUAUAAGUGAAAUCAUAGCGAUGCGCAAAACUCGGACAAAUCGACCCGAUGAAAAUGAGCAGAAUGGCUAUCAUGUAGGGGUGACCGUAACGGAUUCGGUUUCGAUCGUAAUAAACCGAAAACUGGAAA